UGCGCGCCAGUGACGUGCCCCAUUCCUAGCUGAAUGACUGUUUUAUUUACUGCCCGUCAGAAGGCGACACAGUGCUCGGCUAUUACUGCAUUAUAUUAUUGUUUUUUUUUUAAUCAAACGCUAAGCCAAAAUACUGCAACCAAUAAGUGCUGUGUUUUCUGUUAUUUGUUCCAAAGUGCAUAUCAUAGUUUAGUGUAGAGUCCCCGCCCUCCCACGCUCCAAAGCCAGACACGCGCUUGCCUUGUCCUCCUCCACCUCCGCCUCCAUCUUCCCCUACGCUUACGCUUAUAGUUUCGUCGACCCCUGGCCGUGGAAGUCCCCCCCGCCCAGGUGCAGUGGCAGUGGCAGUGGCAGCGGCAACGCAAUAGCAGCGCUUUAUCGAUUUCACCGCAAGAUUUUCCAAAAACGGCUACAAACUGCAGGCGCCCGCGUAUCCCCCGCGAUAUAAUGGAAGUGUCCUCCGAUCCGUAUGAACAGAAACUGUAUCAGAUGUUCCAGAGCUGCGAGACAACCCACUGCGGCCUGCUGGACGAGACCUCGCUGCUGAAGCUCUGCUCCCUGUUGGAGCUGCGCGACCAGGGGGCGGCAUUGAUUACCAGCCUUGCCGCCAGCUGUGGCGCCCACGAAUUUGGUGUAUCCUUCGGGCAAUUCAAGGAGGCGCUACUCAAUUUUCUUGGCGCAGAAUUCGACAGCAGCACAGCGUCCCCGGGAUUUAUGGAGCGCUCUCUGGUCAUCAGUGAUGAGCCCCUGGCCAGCACAUAUAUUGAAAGUCCACCCGAAUCCUCGGAUCGCGAGGUCUCACCGAAACUGAUUGUGGGAACGAAGAAAUACGGACGCCGCUCCAGGCCACAUCAGGGUGGAGGGCUCUGUGAGCUGUCGGUGACGGACUCGGACAAUACGGAUGAGGAUCAGCAACAGAAGCAGCAAAGGAGUCUCAAUGGCUGCGAUGAUCUGAGCGUACAGGUCCAUCGGUCAUCCUCACAGAGCGAUCUCCCGGGCAGCCGGCGACUGCGUUCCGUCCACACCAGCGGCAGCAAGCUGAAGCGUUGCGCCUCGCUGCCCGCCCGCAAGAAUCUGCAAUCGAAGUUGGGUGCAACAGCAGGAGUGGGUGUGACAUCUCCCACGGCGGCCAGCAAGCUGAAACAGUUGGCCAAACAGAAUCAGAAUCAGCAGCAAAACAGCAGCAGCGUCGAAUCUCUGGGCACCCACCUGCUGCCAGCCACCGCCACCGCACCGGCGUAUGAGCACGGGAGAUGCUAUCACGGCGGCCGUUUGUUCUGCUGCAAAGACAUCGUGACGCCACAGCAGCUGGAGAUGAUUGGUGCGGAGAGCAUAAUCGAUGCCUGGGAUCAGGCCAACAUCGUUAACAGUCGCGCCCUGCUGCAUGCCCUGGGCUUCGACGAGGAGGAGGUCAAUCUGAUGCAGCUGACCAAAGUGUUGGAGGAGGAGUCCCGCAGUCCCAUGGACCGGGAUCCGCACACGAAUACGCUGCGUGCCUUAGUGGCCCUGCAGUCGUCGGAGCUGGCCAACUAUCGGCGAGCCUAUCGCCAGCAGCACGAGGAGAACCUUAAGCUGCGCUCCGACAAUAAGGCAGCCAACCAGAGGGUGGCUUUGCUCGCCGCCGAGGUGGACGAGCGGCAUGCCACGCUCGAGGAUAACUCCAAGCAGCAGGUGCAACAGCUAGAGCAGCGGCAUGCGAGCAUGGUGCGUGAACUGACGCUGCGGAUGAGCAACGAUCGCGAUCACUGGACGGCCAUGACGGGGAAGCUGGAGGCGCAGCUAAAGAACCUCGAACAGGAGGAGAUCAAGCUCAAGACGGAGCUGGAACUAGUGCGCAUCGAGAACGCCGAACUGGAGGGGGAGCAGCAGAAGGCGCAUCUGCAAAUGACUGAUCUGCUCGAGCAGAACAUCAAGCUGAACAACGAGCUGUCGGGUCGUCAUCAACAUGGCAGCAGCAGUCCCGAGCACAGUCCGCAAAGCGGACGACGCGAUAGCGUCGACAAGGCGGCCGCGGACGAGGAGGAGAUGCUGCAGCUGAUGGAGAAGUUGGCCGCCCUCCAAAUGGAGAAUGCCCAGCUGCGCGAUAAGACUGACGAGCUGACCAUCGAAGUUGAGAGCUUGACUCUGGAAUUGACGCGCAUUAAGACCAGAAACAAGAAGCAGGACCAAGACUCAGAGGCAGCGGCCGGUGGUGUGGCGGCCACAAAGCGACGCGGCGACUCCCCCAGCAAGACGCAUAUCACCGAGGAGAGUCCGCGUCUGGGUAAGCAGCGCAAGUGCACCGAUGGGACUGGGGGCACUGGUGGCGGCGACUUAAGCGACAAUAGCAACAGCAACAGCGGCGAUUGGCUGGCACUCAACUCGGAGUUGCAGCGUAGCAAGAGCCACGACGAGGAGCUGGCCAGCCUGAAGCAACGCAUUGCAGAAUUGGAGGAGAAGUUGCAGGCGGCCACAGCCACAGGAGCCGCACCAGACAGCCGCUGCAAGGAGCUGGAGGGCAGUCUGGAGCAGAUGCAGCGCGCAUAUGAGGAAUGCGAGGAUUAUUGGCAAUCGAAGUUGGGCGAAGAGCGUCAGAUGUUCGAGAAGGAGCGCCAGAUCUACGAGGAUGAGCAGCAGGAGAGCGACAAAAAAUUCACCGAGCUGAUGGAGAAGGUGCGCGAAUACGAGGAGCAGUUCAGCAAGGAUGGCCGCCUCUCGCCCAUCGAUGAGCGCGACAUGCUCGAGCAGCAGUACACCGAACUGGAGGCCGAGGCCGCCCAGCUACGUUCCAGCACCGUGCGCAUGCUGGAGGAGAAGUCCCAGGAGAUUGGUACGCUGCAAUGCGAGAUCGAGGAUCUGCGGCAACGACUCGGCGAGAGCGUGGAGAUCCUUACCGGUGCCUGCGAACUGAAUUCGGAAUCGAUUGCCCAACUGAGCGCCGAUGCGGGCAAGAGUCCGGCCAGCUCCCCCAUCAGCUACCUCUGGCUGCAGAGCACCAUCCAGGAGCCGGCCAAGACUUUCGGACAAACAGCAGGGCCAGCAGAUGAAACCAGUGGCGGCAGUGCUCUCGAUAUGUUGGGUGGCUCACCUUCGCACAAGGCGACCAGUCGGAACAACCUCACCACUUCGGAAACAUCCAUCUUUAGUACGACACCGUUUGACAGCACAUCGUCGGGUGGGUCGCCCACAAACAGUGGAUCAUCAUCUUCUGCGCAACCGGGGCCGUCCGGACCGGCACCAAUCAGCAAACCCAAGCGGUCGCAGAGCCCCCAGCAGGCGCAGUCGGAGGGAGAGAUAGCCGAUUGCGAGACCUCAUCGACGGCAUCCAACAAGAGCUUCGAUACGCACAGCGUGGUGUCCAACAGCAAGGCUUCGUGCCGCAGCCACGAGAAGUGCAGCAGUCCCAAUGUACUGAAGGAGGAGCUGAAGCGCCUCAAGUUCUUUGAGCUGUCGCUGAAGGAGCAGAUCAAGGAUUUGAGCCUGCAACGUGACGGUUUGGUCAUGGAACUGCAACAGUUGCAGGAGGCGAGACCUGUACUCGAGAAGGCCUAUGCGCGAACCACGCAUCCAACGCUUCAGCAGCGACUGAACCAACUGGAGCUGCGAAAUCGCCAUCUGCAAAAUGUGAUCAAGCAGCAGCAGCAAUACACCGAGUCCCUGAUGCAGCAAUCCUGGCGUCAGCAUCAAGUGGAGCUCAACGAUUUGCAUGGCCGCAUCGAGGCGCAGGGCGUUAUGCUGGCCGAUCAGACGCAACGUCUGCAGAAUGCCGAUAUUCUUGUCAAGGAUCUGUAUGUGGAGAAUUCGCAUCUGACCGCCACCGUGCAGCGCUUGGAGCAGCAGCGUGCGCGCGUGAACCUAAUACACCAACAGCAGCAGCAGCAGCAACAGCAGCAGCAGCAGCGUCUAGUUGGUGCCGCCCUCGGCGGAUUGCCAGGCAUGCCUUAGUCGACACAAGAAGACAACCAAUCAACCAAUCAAUAGAGAGACAUCGAACUUGAACUCAUGCACUCCGUAUGCAGCGUAUCGUUAUGAAUGUUAUAUAUAUAUAGACUUAAUUUAGUAUCUGUUUUUUCGUGCUGCAUUGUCGUUUGUAAAUGAAUGUUGUUUGACACGAAAGAGGCACAGCACACGUAAAUAGUUUUUAGAGUUGUUUAGUUGUUUAGAGUUAUUGUAUUUGGUUUUGUUUUUGUCGAUCUGCUGUGCCUCUUUGUGACACGAAAGAGCCACAGCACAUCGACAAAAACAAGAAAAAAUACAAUAUCUCUAAACAAGUAACUAAAAAACUCACCCACGCGCAAAGAGGAACAAUCUCCACACACUAAUGUACCAAUUUGUAACACAAUAAUCGACAUAAACUAAACGGAGAAACUAUUUACGUGCGCGCGCGUAUUCGUUUAAUAUACAAUAUAUAGAUAUCGCUAUAUAUUCUACUGCAAUGUUGACCUUAAUAAUUGACUACGCAAAAAUAGUUAACGUCUAUUAACUUAUAAUUAUAUUAGAAGAAAGAACAAAAGAACAGUAUUUUAAAAUUGUUAUGCGUCUGAGAGAGAGUAGGCAAGCCACGUUUAUCAAAUGUUUAUCACGUGCCCAAUCCAAAUGCAUCGGAAUUGUUGUUAAUUUUAUUGGUAGAACAAACAAACAAACAAACAAAAUGAUCUAUGAUAUUGAUAUAAUAUGUAACGAAAAAAGACCUGUACAUCUGUAAUCCAUACCACACCUUAUCUUAUACACAAUUGAAUGUAUUUUGUAUUUAUGCGAUUUAAGUUAGCCAAUACUCUUCGAUUGCUUUUGCGAACGCGAACAUUUUGUUAAACAUUUUUCAAUCGCACCCGCGGUUUAUCUGUAGGGGAAUGCAAUAUCCCCCUUAUCUAACUAUGUAAUACAUAUUUCGAUUCAACACAUUAGUAAAUAUUAUGUAUGCAUGGCAUGUGUGGUCAACGCUGCUUAACCCAA
Messenger RNA from Drosophila pseudoobscura, 4932 nucleotides. It is a transcript of the gene Nin, whose product is annotated as blastoderm-specific gene 25D. Gene Ontology annotation, biological process: microtubule anchoring at centrosome. NCBI's taxonomy places the organism in Eukaryota, Metazoa, Arthropoda, Insecta, Diptera, Drosophilidae. The record is from RefSeq and is a predicted model, not a curated record. Bases 448 to 3924 code for a protein of 1158 amino acids. Gene Ontology annotation, cellular component: centrosome. The transcript has 8 exons.